AUGCGACACGGCACGCGCAAGAGCGCGUACAACCGACGGCAACUGUGCCCGAUCAGCAGGUCGGUCGCAGCAACUCCAGCCGCAAUCGGCCGACUUGUCUGGCUAUCUUUGUCUUUCUCCCUCUCGCUCUGUUCAUCACUCACCUCCACCAACCCGCGAUCAACCACACGUCCGCAUUCGGGUUACACCAGUCUCGUCUUUGGGUUUAUGAGACAAUCACCUAGGUACCGUUCUGCCUCGGUUGCCAUUGCCGUUAUCAAUAGAAGGAAUCGCUUAUGCCAUUCAAGAGCAAAAUUCGACCAUCCUCCGGCCCCACGCAUCCUUGGAACAGCCGCAUCAGAUCGCAUCAUCCUAGGCGGUUAUUGGUCUCUCCGUCAAUCAUUUUGUCGUAACAUUGUCUUCUAUCUCGCGCCUUUUCUCCGCGCGCCGUUUCUUCGCAACCCUUGCCAACUAACACUAACAUGGGCCACGAUACUUCACGCCAAUCAACCACCAAUGAUUAUGGCCUCCAACGUAUUCGAAACAGACGACGGAUCUACGAUUCCUCAACUCGAAACGCAGCGAGUUACCCUAUCUAGGAACUCCCGAAACUGGGGCGCGUGGAUGAGGAUGAGCAACCUCUCGGCUUACGCUCGCACCAGGUGCCGCACUGCCAGACCCCCCAUGCUCACUGUUCUGCUCGAAUUUUGUUGCAUGGAUAUCGGAAACCUCCUUCUCCUUUACCGCCAAGACGAAAUCCUUCAACUCCCGAGUCCCCCGCACGAGCCGGGCAAGUCGGCAAGCGGAGUUGAUGCCUCUUCAAGUUUUGACUCUUGCGCCAGCAAAAGUAUGCUAAAGGCAGUUGUUACAACCACUGCCACCAGAGAAGCAACCAUGCCCGGUAUGUUUCACCGGUUGCUGGCAUGGUUCGCUGCAGUUUGCGACAAUUUCCGUGGCGCAUCUGUCCGAAAGUUUCUCCAAGUUGACAACUCAGGCAACCCAAGGUACCGCACGUCAACCGAGCACCAGCACCAACAAGGCAACUGGCAUGCGGGUAAAUGCCGCGAGAUACCCUCUAUCUUCGUUGCACACGCUUCCAUGAACACGGGAGGUAGCAAUGAACACGGGCAGCGGACGGACCGUACCUGGCAGGUCCUUCAUCUCGAUCACCUUCCUCACUGCUUCUAA
Messenger RNA from Colletotrichum lupini, 1167 nucleotides. RefSeq lists its product as uncharacterized. The record is from RefSeq and is a predicted model, not a curated record. The coding region runs from base 1 to 1167 and encodes 388 amino acids. The transcript has 11 exons. Lineage: Eukaryota; Fungi; Ascomycota; Sordariomycetes; Glomerellales; Glomerellaceae.